Fusarium graminearum PH-1 is the source of this 1377-nucleotide messenger RNA. RefSeq names its product exoglucanase-6A precursor. The record is from RefSeq and is a predicted model, not a curated record. The transcript is spliced from 5 exons. NCBI's taxonomy places the organism in Eukaryota, Fungi, Ascomycota, Sordariomycetes, Hypocreales, Nectriaceae. The coding region runs from base 1 to 1377 and encodes 458 amino acids. Gene Ontology annotation, biological process: cellulose catabolic process. Gene Ontology annotation, molecular function: hydrolase activity, hydrolyzing O-glycosyl compounds; cellulose binding. Gene Ontology annotation, cellular component: extracellular region.
AUGACGGCCUACAAGCUUUUCCUGGCUGCUGCCUUUGCAGCCACUGCUCUCGCAGCUCCUGUUGAAGAGCGUCAGUCUUGCAGCAACGGAGUCUGGUCUCAAUGUGGUGGUCAGAACUGGAGCGGUACUCCUUGCUGCACCAGUGGAAACAAGUGUGUCAAGGUCAACGACUUCUACUCCCAGUGCCAGCCUGGAUCCGCAGACCCUUCUCCCACGAGCACCAUUGUCAGUGCCACAACCACCAAGGCUACUACCACUGGUAGUGGAGGCUCUGUCACCUCGCCUCCUCCUGUUGCCACCAACAACCCCUUCUCUGGCGUUGAUCUGUGGGCCAACAACUACUACCGCUCCGAGGUCAGCACUCUUGCUAUCCCCAAGCUGAGCGGUGCCAUGGCCACCGCUGCUGCCAAGGUCGCCGAUGUUCCUUCUUUCCAGUGGAUGGACACUUAUGACCACAUCUCCUUCAUGGAGGAGUCUCUUGCCGAUAUCCGCAAGGCCAACAAGGCUGGUGGCAACUACGCUGGUCAGUUCGUCGUCUACGAUCUUCCCGACCGUGACUGUGCUGCUGCUGCCUCCAACGGAGAGUACUCCCUUGACAAGGAUGGCAAGAACAAGUACAAGGCCUACAUUGCCAAGAUCAAGGGUAUCCUCCAGGACUACUCUGACACCCGCAUCAUUCUCGUUAUCGAGCCUGAUUCUCUUGCUAACAUGGUCACCAACAUGAACGUCCCCAAGUGCGCCAACGCUGCUAGCGCUUACAAGGAGCUCACCAUUCACGCCCUCAAGGAGCUCAACCUUCCCAACGUCUCCAUGUACAUCGACGCCGGUCACGGUGGCUGGCUGGGAUGGCCCGCCAACCUUCCUCCUGCCGCCCAGCUCUACGGUCAGCUCUACAAGGAUGCCGGCAAGCCAUCUCGCCUCCGAGGUCUCGUCACCAACGUCUCCAACUACAACGCCUGGAAGCUAUCCUCCAAGCCCGACUACACUGAGAGCAACCCCAACUACGACGAGCAGAAGUACAUCCACGCUCUGUCUCCUCUUCUGGAGCAGGAGGGCUGGCCCGGUGCCAAGUUCAUCGUCGACCAGGGCCGAUCUGGUAAGCAGCCCACUGGCCAGAAGGCUUGGGGUGACUGGUGCAACGCUCCCGGAACUGGAUUCGGUCUCCGACCCUCUGCCAACACUGGCGAUGCCCUCGUCGACGCUUUCGUCUGGGUCAAGCCUGGUGGUGAGUCUGAUGGUACCUCUGAUACCUCUGCUGCUCGCUACGACUACCACUGCGGUAUUGACGGCGCUGUCAAGCCCGCUCCUGAGGCUGGAACCUGGUUCCAGGCUUACUUUGAGCAGCUUCUCAAGAACGCCAACCCCUCUUUCCUGUAA